AGAGAGAGAGAGGGAGAGAGAGAGAAGGAGGGAUAGUAAAUACCUUAUAUGUAUUCUCAAGAGCAAUAGGAAAAUAAAAACAGAGACGAGAGAGAAAGAGAGAGAGAGAGAGAGAGAGAGAGAGAGAGAGUGACGAGUGGGAGGGAGAAAGAGAGGGUUAGAUGUUUAUAUAUUUUGCUGAUGGGAGAGACAGAUAGAUAGAUAGAUAGAUAGAUAGAUAGAUAGAUAGAUAGAUAGAUAGACUGCCGGAUAAGCAAACAGACAGACAGACACACAGACAUGCACACACAGAGCGACAGACACUAAAAUCAACAGAGGGAGGGAGAGAGCUGGCUAUUUCCAUCAAUGACAGAGACACAGACAGACAGACAGGCAGACAGACAAGGGCUAUUUUUAUUACCGACUGAGGCUCAGACAGACUGACAGACAGACAAACAAACAAUAGGCAUACUAAAACCAAAACACAGACAGCCAAGACCAAGAGAGAGAGAGAGACAGAUAGAGAUAGAGAGAAGGUGUGUGUGUGUGUGUGUGUGUGUGUGUGUGUGUGUGUGUGUGUGUGUGUGUGUGUGUGUGUGUGUGUGCACUUGGCCUGUUUUCCGCGUUUCCUCAAAGCCCCUGUCCCCUCCCUUCUACUACCCUCUCAACCCCCACCCACUCCUCAUCCCUCACUGGAGCACAGGAGAAGACAAGAAGAGAAGAAUGUCAGGCCUGGGUUUAGGAAUAUUAUCACUGACCAAUCGAAUAUUACCUGGCUGCUAAGAAAGGACAGGACCAGACUCACCUCAACACAACUAUGGGCUGCAUAGGAUCCCGGACUAUCUCAUCGGAGGCCGUGCAGGUGGGCAAGAAAGAAGGAGAGCAGAAUGCCCGUACAGAGCUCUCCUGGGACGGUAUCAAUAUCUCAAUGGAGGACACAACCUCAAUUCUCCCCAGGCUGAAACGGAACUCAAACGCCUAUGGGAUUGGAGCGCUGGCUAAAUCAUCACUAUCAGCAGGGGCGUCCCGCAGCGUGAAGGAUCACAUCACCAAGCCCACGGCCAUGGCUCAGGGACGCGUGGCGCACAUGAUCGAGUGGCAGAGCUGGGGCAAGCCCUCCGCCGGCCCCGGGGUGAUUAGACCAGCCGCCCGGGAGAGAGAGAGGCGGCUGGAGAACGACGCCUACUCAGACCUCAGCGAAUCAGAGAAGGAGGCCAGGUUUGCUGCUGGUGUAAUGCAGCAGUUUGCAAUCUCCGAGGCGACUCUGCUGGCGUGGACCUCGAUGGACGCAGAGAGCAUGAGCGUGGGGUCAAACCAGGGCAGCGUGGCUCAACUGAGCGAGAUCAACCAGGAGUCAGUCACCAGCAGAGAUCAGAUCCUACGCCACUCAUCAGUAGAUGGCUGGCCACACACCUAUGUAUCUCAGGGUCUGUACUGUCUCAGCUCCUCCGAUGCCUGGGAGCCAAUGAGCAACGAGCAGUCCAACAUGGCCUCUCCUGCUGCUGGGUCCUAUGUGAUGGGGGCUUCACAGAACUAUGAUGAAAACUCUGCCUACUUACACCAACAUCUACAGCAGAUGCAGCCAAUGGAACACAGAAUAAACCACACCCAGUCUGCUCAACAAACCCCGAACAGCACAAUCCACGGGCAGCAGGAUCCACCCACUCACACACCACUGGUGGAUCUGUGGGGGGCGGGCCAGAGUAGAGUUCAUUACACUGAGGUGGGCGGGUAUGUGGGUGUGUCUGCUGAAGAAGGAGGUGUGACCACGGGGGAGGAGCCUGCAGUGGAAAAUGCUCCUUUAUUGAACAAGCAAGAUUCAAAGGAGGACGAGGACGAUGCUCUGUGUAGAGAUCUGGAGUCCAUGUCUCCCCCCCGAGAGGAAGCUGUCAUCGUGGGCAACAACAGCACCAAUGAGACCAUCCUGCCCCGGAAAAUCUCUGAUGUCACUUCCUCUGGAGUGCAGUCUUUGGACGAGGAAGACGGAGAGACCAGCAACAACUGAAAGGACGGCAGGUUUGACAUCUGAAUCGCCUCCAUACUCGGCACUAGUGAUUCAUUGGAAUUUGUUGGUCAACCAGCUUUGUGAAAAAAAGCAACAAAGUAACCCCACAAACAAACUUUAAUUUGUAAAGAAAUACAUGUAAAAGCAUUUAGGAUUUCCAUUUUGGAAAAUGGCCAAGCAUGCUAAAGGGUCUUUUUACAAACCAAUGGAAUUCUGCUUGAAAAAUGGGAGAAGGAUCCAGAAAAUACCAACAGGAGUUUGGAAAAUUUGAAAUGUUCCAGAAAUACGGAGAGGAAAUAAGGAGUCUAAAACUGAGACAGAAGCUUGAUUGUUGAAAAGUGCAAGUCAUGCUGAUUUUUUACAAACAAACUCUGGACACAAUGGAUUUGUGUUUUAAAGUUUUACACAGAAAACAAAACAUGCACUAAUUCUUCAACCCUACUUGUAACUCUAAAAGAUUUUAAGACAACUUCUGAAUUCUUUCCAAAACCAGGACUUGGCACUGUUUAUUUUUAAGCAGGUUCAUUCACUAGCCUCUCUAUUCUUUCCCCUCAAAAAAUAUUCAAGAAUUCCCCCUAUUAUUACAGUAUCUAUAGACGUUAGUUCUGUUUAAUUGUGUAAAAUCUAGACAUAAAAUCAAUAUUAAGGAUAACAAAAUAAUGCUAUUUUAAUAUAGAGUUUUACAAAAAUAUACAGUAAAUGUUUUGUAUUCUCCAAAUGGAAAAUCUAAUUAAAACAUAAAAAUGACAUUUUCACCUAACGACUUCACUAAGGAGGUUUGUAAUUGCAGGAAUAAAGAGUACAUGGAUUGAAACUGCAUUUUCUUAGCUUUGCCUUUUCUGUGUGCUUCUCAUUGCAUUUGUCAAAAUAUUUGAUCGGUCUGUGCUUGGGCUAUGAGUUUAGAAGCUGGUUGUUUCCUGCCAUAGAUAUAAUGUAGGCUAGAUCAGCCAAAGCAUCUUUAUAUUAGUAAGUACCAGCGCCAUCUAGUUCACAGCAGUGUAUUACAAACAAAACAAAAGUAAACUUGAUCCAAAGUGACAAUCACUAAUGGUACCGGCUUUUCUAUAAAGACACUUGGACUGGUCUAGAAUUGAAGAGCAGCUCCUGAAAUAAGGGGAAACCAUAAAAACACAGACUUAGAAAAACAGUAGAAAAAACACAGUAUUGUAGUAAUUGUAGAAUGAUUGCCAACAUCACAAAUGCAUUAAAAAAGAAUUGAACUAGAAGCUCCUUUCUCUUCAGACUCAUAAUCUGUAAUGAUCAGAUACUUACAAGACAAAUUGUCUAUUUGUAAUGACCAAGACCAAUAGAGUUUACUGCUGAGGAAGCAAAAGAUCGAUCAAGCAUAUCAGAGGAAUAUUUUUGGGAAGAUUUUAAAUUUUUUGAGUAAAAUAUUGAGGGAUGUUUUCAACUCUAGAAUGUUUUCAAACAUUGGAAUUAAAUGAUGUGGGACAAUUUGAAUUUUGGAGCAAAAUGUCAUUGGCAUGUACUUUAUUUGGAUGAUACAAACUGUGAAUUUUGGUGGAAAAUAUUGAGGGGUGUUUAGGAAUUUGGAAGAAUCUGGAAAUGUAAUAUCUCUGGCUCAUGUUGAAGUAUUUUAGGCAUUUUGGAUGAAAAUAUUGUUGGAAAGUUCUGAAUUUUAGAAAUGAACUUUCUUAAAGUUUCAGUUUUGGAGAAGAAAAUCUAUUGUCAGGACCAUUUGAACUUUGGAACAAACUAGAGCACUUGCUAAAACUCAACCAAACUAUGAUCCUGUACGUUGACCAGUUUAUAGUUCAAAACUACAAGUGUUGUGAGUCGACAAUUACAAUUCUUGGAUGGAAUACUUUCAAUAUUCUGCAAAAAAAACAAAAAAAAAACAAUGAUGAGUGAAAUGUGUGUGAAGUUAUCUUAAAAAAAGGAAAUGAAAAGUACUCUCUGGAACGUGUGUCUUUUUUUAAUUUUGUUUUUGUUUUUUUAAUCUCUGCAUGGACAAAGUUGUCAGCCAUUUUGAAAACCAACACUGCAUCAUGGGUAAUGAUUGUAACUGUUUAUUGCCAGGAAAAGCAUCCUGUUAAUGCUUUAUAUUACAUUACAUUAAUAAAUAUUCAGUUGAUAUGCAAUUACACCAUUAGACUGCCAUUGCAGUUCUUUGCUCAUAUCCCAUAUAUAUAUAUAUAUAUAUAUAUAU
This is a messenger RNA of Acipenser ruthenus (sterlet), 4154 nucleotides long. Its product is annotated as protein FAM131B-like. The transcript is spliced from 10 exons. Bases 797 to 1984 code for a protein of 395 amino acids. NCBI's taxonomy places the organism in Eukaryota, Metazoa, Chordata, Actinopteri, Acipenseriformes, Acipenseridae. The record is from RefSeq and is a predicted model, not a curated record.